Molecule: messenger RNA, 1662 nt
Organism: Aureobasidium uvarum
Lineage: Eukaryota; Fungi; Ascomycota; Dothideomycetes; Dothideales; Saccotheciaceae
Source: the annotation of a GenBank genome assembly
AUGGCGGCAACAAGACGUUCAUGCAUGCGCCUCUCGGCACUGCUCCCUUCGUCAUCUAAUGCUCUUAUUCGCACACAGCUGCCGCGGGCGACAGCGCGAGUUGCUUUGAGCAAGAGAGCUGGCGUUGCUGCUACAGUGACAUUCUCUCGCGGCUUCAUCAACGAUGUCAAGGUUGGCGGAAGCGAUGUUGAAUCUAUUGAGAUGCACGAGAGUCUGGCGCCGACGAUUGACCGCUCGCGGUCAAAGGUGUACGCCAGUGCCGACGAGGCUGUUGCUGAUAUCAAGAGCGGGUCUACAAUCCUGAGUGCUGGAUUUGGCCUAUGUGGUACUGCUGGAAUUGAAGACUUGCACUCACUCAAGGCUGUUUCCAACAAUGCUGGUGCUGGUCCCUAUGGUCUUGCUGAAUUGGUGCAAUCUGGCCAACUCACUUCUGUUAUUUUGUCGUUCCUGGGCACCAACAAGGCUAUCGAGAAGAAGUACCUGACUGGCGAGCUGGACGUCGAACUGACACCUCAAGGCACCAUCGCUGAGCGCAUCAGAGCUGGAGGUGCCGGUAUCCCUGCCUUCUACACCCCCACUGGUGUCCACACCUGGAUCGAAACCGGAGAAAUUCCCAUCAGAAUGGGUCCUCCCAAGGAAGGUUCCAAAAUGCCCACAACCCUGCAAUCCGGCAACCGUCGCGAGACACGCGAGUUCAAGGGCAAGAAGUACAACUUGGAGCACGCUAUCCAAGGUGAUGUUGCCAUUCUUCGUGCCUAUAAGGUUGACGAGGCAGGUAACUGCGUCUUCCGCUACACGACUGGAAACUUUGGUCCCAUGAUGGCCAAGGCAGCCAAAUGCAGUAUCGUGGAAGCCGAACACAUUGUCCCCAUCGGCGAAAUUAAGCCUGACGAGGUAGAUCUGCCCGGCAUCUACAUUGACCGCAUCGUGCCCGCAACCGAGGAGAAGAAGCUCGAAGUCAAGAAGUUGAGAGAAGCGGAAGGAAGCGACCAGUCCAACAAGAGCGAAGGCGAGCAGCGCCGUGAGAGAAUCGCUCGUCGUGCUGCAAAGGAGUUGAAGCAAGGUUACUAUGUCAACUUGGGAGUCGGUAUGCCUACACUUGCACCUUCGUUCUUGGAUCCCGAGAUCAAGGUCUGGAUCCACUCGGAGAACGGAUUGAUGGGUAUGGGCCCUUACCCCACCGAAGAAGAAGUCGAUGUCGACAUCAUCAACGCCGGCAAGGAAACUGUCACUAUCGUCCCUGGAGGCUCUACCUUCGACAGCGCCGAGUCCUUUGCUAUGAUCAGAGGUGGCCACAUCGACGUGUCUAUGCUCGGUGCUCUGCAGGUCAGCGCAAACGGAGACUUGGCAAACUACAUGAUUCCCGGAAAGGUGCUCAAGGGUAUGGGUGGUGCCAUGGACUUGGUCUCCAACCCCGAUCAGACAAAGAUUGUCGUCCUUACCGACCAUGUCGACAAGAACGGUGUCAGCAAGAUUCAGCAAGAGUGCAGUUUGCCUUUGACCGGUGCUCGUGUCGUGUCGACCAUUAUUACCGAUUUGGUCGACCGUAAGAACGGAGGCCUCACUCUUACUGAAGUCGCUCCUGGCGUGACAGUCGAACAAGUGCAAGAAAAGACAGCUGCCAAGUUUAAGGUAGCUGACGAUCUCUCCGAGAUGGAGUAA